AUGCUAGGCCGUAUCCUCCUCACAAUCGAUGGCAUUCUCCUACUCCUCGGGGCUCCCAUCGCCGACUACGGCCCCACGCACAUGUUCAAUCCCAACUGGCCGCCUCAUGCGAAAUUCCACAAUGGCCAAACAAUCAAUCUCUCCCUCCUCCUAGGCUCAGCGACACUGUUCUACGCGUGGCGGAGCGCCGAAACGCCGACGCUGAAGAGAGAGUUCAUGCUGGUGUCCGCGUUCACGGGGUCUAUUUACUGGAUCGCGGGUAUCUGCUCCAUCCUCUACCCGGGCACCAUGGGUCUUGACCCGGAGUUCGGCGGCCCCGGGUUCCCGCAGGCGCCGCUGUUCGCGUUCGCUGCUGUCUGUGGGUUGUUGGGGAGUUGGUUGGAGGCUUCUGCUGUGAAGGUGAAGAGAGGCUAA
Messenger RNA from Xylaria bambusicola, 414 nucleotides. RefSeq lists its product as uncharacterized. The record is from RefSeq and is a predicted model, not a curated record. The transcript is spliced from 2 exons. Lineage: Eukaryota; Fungi; Ascomycota; Sordariomycetes; Xylariales; Xylariaceae. Bases 1 to 414 code for a protein of 137 amino acids.